AUGAAGUCGUCCGUCUUAGCCCUCCUGCCUGCUCUCGCCGCGGCAAAGCCCGUUCCUGAUGUUGGCAUUUCCACGGUCAAUGUCGUUGGUGGGCAGGAAGCCAGUGCUACUGAAUUUCCCUUUAUUGUCAGUCUCGAGAGCAAGACGGAGGGCGAAGAAGGACACUACUGUGGCGGAACACUCUUGAAUUCGCUUACUGUCCUGACUGCCGCCCACUGCCUCGCUUCCGAGGACGCAGAAAAUGUUCAAAUCCGUGCUGGUCACAGGAUUCGCAACGAAGGCGGCGUCACAGUCAAUGCGGCCUCCAUCUGGUUACACCCCGACUACAACGCAACCUCAGCCGAAAACGACCUUGCUCUCGUGCAGCUCGAGGAACCGAUCGAGAAGACCAACAACAUCACCUACGCCACACUAUCCCCUCCGAAGAGCGACCCCAAAGCCGGGACCCAAGUCACUGUAGCGGGCUGGGGCCACACUUCGGAAGGUGGUGAAUUAGCGGACACCCUGCAGAAGGCCUCGUUCCCCGUCAUCGACCGCGCCGAGUGCAAGAAGACGCUCGACGCCAACAUCACCGAAGGCAUGUUCUGUGCCGGAGACCUCAAGGGCGGCAUCGACUCAUGCCAGGGCGACAGCGGCGGUCCUCUACUCAACGACGAGAACGGCAACGUCAUCGGCGUCGUAUCCUUCGGCUUCGGAUGCGCUCGCGAGAACUCACCCGGCGUCUACGCUCGCGUCGGAUACUACCGCGAGCUCAUCAACAGCAAGAUGUGGAAGCCUGCCGUGGCAAGACGGUUCUUCGCAUGA
Molecule: messenger RNA, 804 nt
Organism: Clonostachys rhizophaga
Lineage: Eukaryota; Fungi; Ascomycota; Sordariomycetes; Hypocreales; Bionectriaceae
Source: the annotation of a GenBank genome assembly